This is a messenger RNA of Penicillium alfredii, 534 nucleotides long. RefSeq lists its product as uncharacterized. Gene Ontology annotation, biological process: fatty acid biosynthetic process. NCBI's taxonomy places the organism in Eukaryota, Fungi, Ascomycota, Eurotiomycetes, Eurotiales, Aspergillaceae. Gene Ontology annotation, molecular function: magnesium ion binding; holo-[acyl-carrier-protein] synthase activity. The transcript has a single exon. Bases 1 to 534 code for a protein of 177 amino acids. The record is from RefSeq and is a predicted model, not a curated record.
AUGAGGCCCCUCCCCUUCCCUCUCCCUCUAAACCUCGGGACCGACAUCGUCCACCUCCCCCGCAUCACCCGCCUAAUCACUCGACCAGGGGACUACCUCACCCGCUUCACGCGCCGCAUCCUCUGCGAACAAGAACAGCAUGGUUUCCGCGCGCGCUUCGGCGCAAUACUCCCAACACAUGCCCACCAGCAGGAGCAGCAACAACAACGAUUCCAAUCCUCAUCACCGCUGUCCUCACGUUCCCCCAUCAUCACCCCCGACAUGACGCGCUGGCUCGCUGGCCGCUUCGCCGCCAAAGAAGCCGCGCGCAAGGCCGCGCCGGGCGGGGCGGCAGCGGUCGGAUGGAAGGAUGUGCUCGUGCGCAUUGAGGCGGAUUCUAAUAGCCCCGCUGGGGACGGCGGGACUGUGAGUCGACGGCCGGAGGUUGUGUAUUUGGGAGGAGCUGGUGAGGAGGCUGUUGAGGGGCGGGUGGGCCGGUUGUCGAUUUCGCAUGAUGGGGAGUAUGUGGUUGCGACGGUUUUAGCUGCUGGAUGA